Messenger RNA from Paraglomus occultum, 570 nucleotides. NCBI's taxonomy places the organism in Eukaryota, Fungi, Glomeromycota, Glomeromycetes, Paraglomerales, Paraglomeraceae. The record is from the annotation of a GenBank genome assembly.
AUGGUAUACGAAAAUAAUCUUCCUAAAACUGAAACAGUUUAUGAGAUAAAAAAUGAAGUUCCUACUUUUGAGGAAUUUAUGAAAACUUAUCAGGAGGAUGAAGGAGCAAACAAUAGUUAUUAUUACGAAAUUGAUAGUCAUGGAGAUAUUAGAGUAAUUAGACCUUAUGGUCCGGGUUUAGCAGCAGGAGGGGCAACAAUCGCUGAAAACGUGGUAGAUGAUCCGGAUGCUAAAAAAGUAUUUGGGUUUGUUUCUGAUUGUGGAGUAGGUAUAGCCACAGGUGGAGCAAUUGGUGCAGUCGCUCAAGGUGCUGGUGCUGUUCUAGGAGCAAGCGAAGUGGCUGGUUUAGGUAGCAGUGCAGGAGAGAAAGCAGCGAUCGAAGCAUUUAAAAAAACUGGUAGCGUUUCUUUUGCCGGCACAUCGCAUUUUCUUGCUGCUGCUAAACACGGAAUAAAAGUAGUAGGUGAUAUCGAAAAAGUGGUUUCUUUUUUAAAAGAUUUAGGAUUUACUGCUAAUGAAGCAAGAGAACAUGUAGACCACGUGAGAGAUGGUUAUGAUUAUAAGUCUUGA